Molecule: messenger RNA, 9949 nt
Organism: Gymnodraco acuticeps
Lineage: Eukaryota; Metazoa; Chordata; Actinopteri; Perciformes; Bathydraconidae
Gene: phip
Product: pleckstrin homology domain interacting protein
Exons: 40
Coding region: 339-5882 (1847 amino acids)
Biological process (GO): regulation of cell shape; cytoskeleton organization; regulation of transcription by RNA polymerase II
Cellular component (GO): nucleus
Molecular function (GO): protein binding
Source: RefSeq, a predicted model, not a curated record
CGCAGAGGGCUUGCGCUUUUGCUUUUGAGGGGGAGGGGGAUUUAAACAAACAUGCCUGCACAACAGACCAACUGCCACUAAAAUUCACGCUGAGGGAUUCCCAACCCUGGAACAUAUCCUGUGCUGGGUUUUUUGCUGGAGGAAGACGGUGUUUUGCGGGGUAAACCAUUCAGCGCGCACUAUUUGUUGCUCGGCGGAGAUAUACUCGACGCAGCCGGGACUCGGUUUGAGCGGAGCUGAAUGGAGCCUCUUCCUGGUGGAUAAACAGUGACAGCUACAGGGCAGCCACCUAGACCCAGCACACAGGCUCUGGCGCUGCCCUGGCAAACAACACCAAAAUGGCUUCAGACAGUUCACACAUCGCGCAGUUGACUUCUGAACUGUACUUCCUAAUAGCCCGAUUUCUAGAAGCUGGACCGUGUCAAAAAGCAGCCGAGACCCUGAUAAGGGAGGUGGAGGAGAAGGAGCUGCUACCCAUAAGGCUGGACUGGACAGGGCAGGAGCACCCCGGGACGUACAGAAAUUUGGUGAAGCUAUACCGGCACAUCAGUCCCGAACACCUGCUGCAGGUCUGUUCCAGAGUGUGUCCUCUCCUGGAGACCGAGGUCCCCGCCAGCGUGCCGGGACUGACCAGCCUGCUGGGGGCCGGCCGGCAGAAUCUCCUCCGCACCAGCAAGAGCUGCAAGCAUGUUGUGUGGAAGGGCUCUGCGCUGGCUGCUCUGCACUGUGGAAGACCACCGGAGCCACCUAUUAUCUAUGGGAGCCCACCUAAUAUUGUGGAGACAAACUUCGGCCGUCGACUGAACGGCUCCUACAGACUUAAGCAGCUAGUGCCCACGGUGGUGUACCUGCACAUGAAGAUGCACAAGAGGAUUCUGGGACAUCUUUCGUCCGUUUACUGCGUCACCUUCGACAGGACCGGACGACGCAUCUUCACGGGCUCAGACGACUGCCUGGUGAAGAUCUGGGGAACAGAUGACGGGCGUCUGCUGGCCACGUUGCGCGGACACGCCGCUGAGAUCUCAGACAUGGCUGUGAGCUACGAGAACACCAUGAUCGCUGCCGGGUCAUGUGACAAGACCAUCAGGGUGUGGUGCUUACAGACCUGCGCCCCUCUAGCCGUCCUGGAGGGACAUGCAGCCUCCAUCACCUCUCUGCAGUUUUCCCCUCUCUGCUGCGGCUCAAAGCGCUACCUCUCCUCCACUGGAGCUGACGGCACCAUCUGCUUCUGGCAGUGGGAUGCACGCACGCUGAAGUUUUGUCAGAGGCCCAGUAAAUUCACGGAGCGUUCCAGGCCUGGCGUCCAGAUGAUCUGCUCCUCAUUCAGUGCAGGUGGUAUGUUCCUGGCCACAGGAAGCACGGAUCACAUCAUUAGAGUGUACUACUUUGGCUUAGGCCAACCAGAGAAGAUCUCUGAACUUGAGUCCCAUACUGACAAAGUCGACAGCAUCCAGUUCUCACAUUGCAGUGACAGGUUUGUGAGCGGCAGCAGGGACGGUACAGCGCGGAUCUGGCAGCUGCAUCCUCAGGGGUGGAGGAGCAUUCUGCUGGACAUGCAGACCAAAUUACCCGGGAAGUACAACCCUCCUCCGCUGGAAGACAAAGUGACCAAGCUGAAGGUUACCAUGGUAGCAUGGGAUCGCCAUGACGGCACCGUGAUCACAGCAGCUAACAACCUGACACUGAAGGUGUGGAACUCCACCACCGGGAGCCUCGUGCACGUACUCAUGGGUCAUGAGGAUGAGGUGUUUGUCCUGGAGCCACACCCCUUUGAUCCCAGGAUCCUGUUCUCAGCGGGGCAUGAUGGGAACUGCAUUGUGUGGGACCUGGCCAGAGGAGUGAAGAUCCGCUCUUAUUUCAACAUGAUCGAGGGCCAAGGCCACGGAGCGCUGUUUGACUGCAAAUGUAGUCCAGAUGGGCAACAUUUCGCAGCCACAGACUCCCACGGACACCUGCUCAUCUUUGGCUUCGGCUCCAGUAGCAGAUAUGACAAGAUUGCCGACCAGAUGUUCUUCCACACCGACUACCGGCCGCUGAUCAGAGACGCCAACAAUUACGUGCUGGACGAGCAGACCCAGCAGGCACCCCACCUCAUGCCCCCUCCCUUCCUGGUGGAUGUGGACGGAAACCCCCACCCCCCCAGAUACCAGCGGCUGGUGCCCGGCAGGGAGGGCUGCAGGAGCGAGCAGCUCAUCCCACAGAUGGGGGUCACUUCCUCAGGCCUGAACCAAGUGGUGAGUGAGCAGGCGGCGGAAGGGCCCAGUCCUCUGGAUUCCAUGAUUCAGAGGCUGCAGCAGGAGCAGGACCAGAGACUGGGAGGCAAUGACACCAGGUCCAACAGAGGAUCCGUGGGUUCUCCCACAGAGGUGCACUCCCCGCCCAACGUGGGUCUGCGGCGCAGCGGGCAGAUCGAGGGCGUGCGCCAGAUGCACAGCAACGCCCCGCGCAGCCAGAUGGCCACAGAGGGAGACCUGGUGGCCUGGAGCCGCAGGGUGCUGGUGCCCGAGCUGGAGAACGCCUCCGUCAGGAGGCAGAUUACCUGGCGUGAGGCUAAAGGAGAGGAGGAGAUCAAUAUUUAUCAGUCAGAAAGGAGGAGACGCACCAUCCACUCCCUCCCUAAGGAGAGCAGGGUUCAUCCGACAUCAGAGUCAGUGGAUGAGGGAAGGAAGAGCCAGGGUAACCACGGAUACCACACGCGCGCCGCUAUGGAGGAGACGAGCCGACAGAGCGCAGAGGCUGCUGAUGACGAUGACAGCGCCUCAGAGGCAGAGCUGGAUGUUCGUCAAAUCAAUGGGCAUUCCUCCGAUGAGGAGAAGGAGGAGCAACAAAAAGAGCCCUGGCCGGAAGACCACAGUAGUUCAAGUGACUACUCCAGUGAUUACUCCGACUGGACAGCCGACGCAGGGAUCAACCUUGAGCCGCCUAAGAAGAGUGUGAGAGUGAAAAAGAAAAGCAGCAGCUCAGAGGAAGACGGAGAGAAGAAGAGGGACGGGAAGAAGGAUAGAAAGAAGGACAAGGUCGACAAAGACGACGAAGUACCAAAGAAGAAGCAGCCAAAGGAGAAGAGGAAGAGGUCAGAUCUCCAGGAGCAAGGGCUAACUCUGGAGGAGUGGCUUCCCUCCGCCUGGAUCACGGACACGGUCCCCCGCAGAUGUCCUUACAUACCCCAGAUGGGAGACGAGUUAUACUACUUCAGACAGGGCCACGAGGCCUACGUGGAGAUGGCCAGACAAAAAAAGAUUUACAGCAUCAACCCUAAGAAGCAGCCCUGGCAAAAGAUGGAGCUACGGGAGCAGGAGUUGGUGAAGAUAGUGGGCAUUAAGUAUGAGGUGGGUCUGCCCACUCUGUGCUGUCUGAAGCUUUCCUUCCUGGACCCCGACAGCGGCAGACUGACCGGAGGAUCCUUCUCCAUGAAAUACCACGACAUGCCUGAUGUCAUCGACUUCCUGAUUCUGCGACAACAGUUUGACAACGCCAGAAAGAGGCAGUGGAGUAUAGGGGACAGGUUUAGGUCGGUCAUUGACGAUGCCUGGUGGUUUGGGACCAUUGAGAGCCAGGAGCCCUUCCAGCCUCAGUAUCCUGACAGCCUGUUUCAGUGCUACAACGUCUGCUGGGAUAAUGGAGACACAGAGAAGAUGAGUCCGUGGGACAUGGAGCCCAUCCCUGAUGAUGCCACGUUCCCUGAAGAAUUGGGCAUGAGCGUCCCGCUGGUGGAACAGGAGCAGAAGGAGCUGCUGUACGUCCCUCUGGAGGGGGAGUGGGGCUGCCACACGCGCGCAGAGGAGUGUGAACGCAUCAUCAAAGCCAUCGACCAGCUCUGCACACUCGAUGUGGCAGCACCAUUCGCCUUCCCCGUGGACCUCCAAGCUUACCCCACCUACUGCACGGUGGUGGCUUACGUCACUGAUCUCAGCACCAUGAGAGAGAGGCUGGUGAACCGCUUCUACAGACGCCUGUCCUCCCUGAUGUGGGAGGUGCGUUACAUCGAACACAACGCUCAAGCAUUCAACGAGCCCGGAGCGUUCAUCGUCACCACCGCCAAGUUUGUCUCUGACCUCAUCCUGCAUUUCAUUAAGGACCAAAGCAUGACAGACAUCAUGCCCCAUUAUAAAACUAUGAAGAAGGCCACCUUCUCUGACUCCGAGGACGAGGAUGAUGAGGAGGAGGAUGAAGAUACCAAUACUCCUGGAACAUCCACGAGAAACCAUAAGGGUCGUCGGCCUACGCAGCGGCAACUGCGAACGCGCCCCCCUUCAUACGACCCUCAUGCGUGGAAGGGCCGCUGUAAGGAGCUGCUGGAUCUCAUCUUUCAGUGUGAAGACUCAGAGCCCUUCAGAGAACCUGUGGACCUACAGGAAUACCCCGACUACCUUCAAAUCGUUGACUCGCCAAUAGACUUCAGCACCGUCCUCAAAACGCUCAAAGAAGGAAAGUACCAAUCUCCCAUUAAGCUCUGCAAAGACGUCCGGCUCAUUUUCAGCAACUCCAAAGCUUACACGCCCAGUAAGAAGUCCCGGAUCUACAGCAUGAGUCUGAGGCUCUCGGCUCUGUUUGAGGAGCACGUCAGCUCCAUCCUGGCCGACUACAAGGCCAUCCAUGGUCUGACAGAUAAAAUGACCAGGCAGAGCACCGACAGACAGACGAGACACACUACGGACAGACAGACACGGCAUGCAAUGAAGCGCAGGAGGAGGAGGAGUGAAUCUCCAGCAAGCAGCACGGCAUCCAGUCCGGAGAGGAAGAGACGUGUAUCAUCCAGGGUGACCGCGAGAAGGGAGCCGUCGCCGCCCCCUUCACGGCCCCCCUCUCUGAGACAGAUCGUCCCCGCCAAACAGCCCCCUCAGCUGGUCAACGGGAAGGCAGACAGUCCAGCAGCAGGACGAACACGGAGUUCGGCACGCCAUUCUACACACUCUCCACCCUCCUCAUCUUCAUCACAUAAUGCCACUAGCAGCACUCAGAGCGCAGCAGAGUCUACUCGCUCCUUGAGGGCUCACACCUCUGUGUCAGCAACGCCACCGGCUCCUGAGAAGCCCUCUCCGGCAGCGGAGGAUAGCAGAGGAGGAAGCACCCGGAGGAAACUCAGGACUCCUGUACGACUUACAGCUGGCUCUCCUGCUGGCCCUCCAACCCAGAGCACAGUCCACCUGAAUGGCCACAGUAGUCAUGUGACCCUGGGAGUGGGGAGGCGGGGGCGUAGAUCCAGAGUGGAGCCACCAGUGAGUCCUCCAGAAGUCACAACUCCAGAGAGCCCCUCCAGACCCCGGGGCCGCCCUCCCGGCAAGAAGAAAGGCAAGAAGAGCAAGCAGGACCCGGAGGAAGGGGGGAGGAGAAAGAACCGCAGAAGCUCCACCCCUGACGAGGAUCCUGACCAAUCAACGGGGGAUGAAGGCGGGGCGUCUUCAGCGCAGGAAACAUCCGUGCUGUCGGACUCUGGCAUGCCGUCAACGCCUAGGCGGCGCGGUCGGCCCAGAGCGGUAAGAACUGAUGAAGCCCCGCCCCCUGAGGAGAGGACCGGGUCCCCUGAGCCCUCUAUGCUGAGGAGGAGCAGCAGGAGAGCCAACGAGGAGGUCACACCUCCUUCGCAGGCGGCCACUCAGCGACCCAAUCAGAGAGAGUCUUCACAGGGAGAGGAAGGGGAAGAGGAAGGGGAAGAGGAAGGGGAAGAGGAAGGGGAAGAGGAAGGGGAAGGGGACGAGGCGGGGGGGUCCAUGCGCACACGUAACCAGGGGCGACGGUCCGCCUGGUACGUGGAGGAGGACUCAGAGGAGGAGCAGAGGCAGCUGCUGUUUGAGGACUCGUCAAUCACAUUUGGCACAUCCUCAAAGGGGCGUGUCCGAAAGCUGACGGAGAAGGCCAAAGCCAAUCUCAUUGGCUGGUAACAGAGCAGAUACACAGGAAGUCAGGAGGAGGAAUCUGCAGUAGAUUUCUCGCAUCAGAGGAGGUUGAGUAGACAGAGUCAUGAUUGAGAAAUGCAUCUGUGUGUGUGCGUCUGGGGAGCUCUUCGUCCAGCUGCUGCUAUUCAUAACCGUGGCGAUGAAGAACAGCGCACUUAUCUGUCCACUCCUCCUAGCUCUGGGCCCAGUGAGCACAUCGCUCCACUGAAACGAUGGCUUUUUGACAACGCAUGUUCAUCCUGUUCCAACUCGUCCUGCAUUAUUGGUCCAUGUUGGAUCCCACAGGAGCCCACUGACUCCCCUGCCGGUGGUCUCGUCCCUGUCCAGUGAACCACUCUUCACCUCCGUCUGCCCUUAAACACUGUUGGUGUCAGACCGGGCUAAACAGUAGUGGAACGGUUUUAGUACUUGAAAAAUAAUCACGAGGAGAGCUGGAUGUAUCUUACUAUUUCCUGAGGUCAUAUGCCAACCAAGAUGAAAUUGUUGGUGACGGAUUACAGACAGCUGGCCCGACAAUGUCUUUCCCCCGCCCCCCCCCCCUCUUCUUUGUUCUCCUUUUUCUUUUAUACGACCCUUCCCCUUUCUGCUUUUUCUAAGAUUUGUACGUGAUGAUCGGCUCUCUGUUUCGGAAGUCUUACACACCGGUGAGCGUGUCCGUCUGCGCUAAAAUACCAAAUGGUGUACCUCUGUUGGUACUGUAGAUCUGUAGGUUUUGUUUACUGGUCAUGUGUGUGCCUGUGUGUGUGGGGGUGUUCAUUUUUUGCAUGUUAUUUAGAAAGAAAAAGCAUCUCUUUUUUUCUCUCCUAAAAGCAGUUUUUACUGCGAGGAGGAGAAAAGGGAUGUAAGGGGUCAUUUAUAUUAUAUGUCUCGUUAGAUCACGUUUUAAAGAGUCCUCAACAUUAGCAAUACCUUGUGCCUUUAUGUCUUUGGUGUGUAUGUGUGCGUGCGUGUGCAUGUGUGUAUAUGCGUGCUUGGCCUCUGCCCUGCAAAGUACAUGUGCCUGUAUGUGUACGAACAAGUUGUGACUAUGCGUGUUUGUGAAAUCGGAGUGUGUGUGUUUUUAUGACACAACUGAGCGCGUCAUUCACUUUCAGCGUGCAAACAGUGGCAUACAGUUUGAUCGUUGUGAAACCUCUCAAAGAAAUGUAUUUAUAGCAGUUAAAAAAAGACUUUACUGUUGUUGUAAAACCAUUAUCCAUGUCAAUAUAUUAUCCUAUAACCAACACGUUUAUACCGAAGGUACGGCCAGGGGGGGGGCUUUGGGGGGACUUAGCUUUGAGAUGCACUUACCACGGAGCGGUUAUCAAUGCAGUCGGCGGGAGGGAGUGACCCUGUGUAUUUUAAAAUAUUUACAUAUGGAACUUUUUAAAUGUUGAUAUGUUUUAAUGGUGACCACACACAUGCGCACACACAUCCACACACAAUUCUGUCUCGCAUGUUCUAGCACUUUGUCAGGCCUGGAGCAAACAGGAUUGAGCCAGGUCAAACUGGAUCGGAAAGCCGAGAGAAAAUCGUAUUUUCAUCUUUCUGAUUGUGUGCCUUCGCUACUCUGGCAUAUUUAAUACUCGGUUUCUGCUUUCGGGCCUUUUUUCUGUCUUUUCUUUUGACUUGCUGAUUCUGCUCCUUCACCUGACAGGUGUGUAUAAUGAAAGAGAAAAGACUGGAGACAAACAUAUUGGGUCGCUCGAUGGAAUGAAUUUGUGAAGAUGGCGGCAUACGCAGUACAGAAAGCUCAAAUCAGCUACUGGUGUGGUAUUUCAUUACUCUUUUUGUCACAUAAUAUUGAACGUAUAUCUCAUCUGUUUAUCGUUGUUUUUUUGUUAUGGAUGCCAAAUUCUGUGUUUUUGGGCACUGAGGUUUUAGUACAUGGCUUUUGAAUGUGUUUUAUUUUCUGUCUUUUACAUAUAGUGUGUUUUCUGUCGGUCAGGACCACCAUUCAUUCAGUGGCUAAAUCUGUCGAGUUAGAAUGGUUACUGUCAAUUAUACAAUUAACCAUUUUUCACUCAGUCUGGCUUAUAUUUACUUCACAAAAGAUUUGUUUAUAUUGUGUAUAUGAAGAGUUUUAUUCCAGAUAGAGAAGCCUAAAACAUCUUUCUUAACUAACGAUUAUUGGCAUGAGCAUAAAUACUAUUGUUGGGGGUGUGCAUUUAAGAUAGAAAGCUAAUGAUCUAUACCCAGGAAAAUAUAUAGUUUGUGGGAAAAUAAACUCUUUGUGGGCACAUAAAGGUUUUGGAUCUCAAUAUCAAUAUAAUCAUAUUUACAUAUAUGCACAGAUUAUUAUUAACAGAUUGUGGAAACAAGAUUUUAGACCCAGGCUUCUCAAACAUUAGGGAUGAGCUCAAACAUACACAAGCCAACUUAAAAAAACUCAACUGAAUUCAAGUUGUUUUCCGUAUUUUGCUUAGAUGUUCACAUUUUGAAACCAGAACAAUUGAUUCGCUUAUCUUGCCCGUACAUAGCAGCCCAGUUAAAGGAGUACUUCACCCCCAAAAUGACUUUUUAUAUAUCAGACUCUCACCCUGUGUUACCUUGAAUUCUUGUUGAAAAAUGGUUUUCCUUGCAUGCCUCCAACAAAACAAUCUAAUAUGGAGAAAUGUCUCGAUUUCUCUGAAGUAAAUUGAAGCCGGCUUUAACAAAAUGAAAUGACAUUAGAAACAUCAGCCUACAAACUCUCGCAAAUUGUGCAGUAUAAAACUAUCUAUCCAGUCUUAUGCUCACUACUACCCAAACACACAUAACUGCUAAACUGUUAUAUGUAAUGCACUUCUGCAUAACAACCUCACUUUAGUUGUUGUUAAACGAUUUGCUUUAAAGGGGCCCUAGUUUCUUUUGGUGGUUUUCCUUUCCUGUAGUGUGUAAUAUCAUUUUUGGUGACUCCAUUGGACUCCUUUGUUUACUUUAGUAACAGUGACAUCACUGUGUUACACUAGCACUUCUAUUUGCUGGUUCGCCAACACAUUGUACGUGAUUGUCUAAGGGACGGACAUCUAUAAAUGGUUCACCAAUCACAACCGCUAACCAAUCAGAGCAGACUGCUCUGGUUUCAGGUGAUAAGAGGUGCCGCACAGACAGAAUGAGAAAAUGAAAGAGCUUUUUGAACAUUAAAGCAUGGAAACAUGUCACAGUAGAGGCACAACAUACAAACAUGAACCUGUAAGUGAGCAUAAUAGGGCCCCUUUAACUCAUGAAGACUUUUCUCCAUUCUUUGAUUCUUUUCUUUCGCCGUGGAGUCAUGCAUGAAACAAGUUUUUGUUGAUAAUUCUAGCUAACACAGGGUUAAUAUUUCAUUAAUAAAUGGUCAUUUUGUGGUUUUUAAUAAGAUGAUGCAUGGAGAUGUUUUGUUUCCCAUUGAAGUUAUUUUGCUAUCGCCCCAUUAUCAUCAGAUCAUGCACAUUACCUGUAUUUAUGGGAUUUGUCAAAGUUAAAGCGUUGAUUCAUUACUGCUGGUUACCAUACCCUUGUUAGUAAUAAUGUACAUCCUCUAAUAAUGUCAUAAAUGCCUUAAAAGCAAGUCACUGGUUUGUAAGCAUCAGUUGGUGUAUUCCCACUUGGAUAUAACCUAAAUAAUACUUUUAGGAGACAUUUUAAAUCAAUGAUUCAGCAGUUUUAUCAGCCCUUUUACUCUACCUGUACUGAAUUUUGAGGCUCAUGUACACACAUUAACCGUGGGGCUGUGCUAUAAUGAGGGACAAAGUUGUUCUGUUUGUGGCCUCUGAUUGGAUAAUAGUUUAGUCAGAGGUCAAAGGUCACAGAGGGUGUGUGAACUUGAAGUGGCUGCAUGUGAGCCAUGAUGAGGAAGCUUUUUGGGAUGUUUUAUUACGUUUUUAUGGGGAUGUGGGACGGGAAGGGGGAAAAGGGGGCGUCAGUUUCACGUGAACGGGUCAAAGAGGAUGUCUUUGUUAGUUUGGAUACUUUUAUAUAUAAAAGAAUUUAAUGCAAAAAAAAUAAGCAUUUAAAGCUAGAAUGUAUGUGUAGGGAAGUACUGCUGUCCUGUUAGUUCAUACCAAUAUUUUAAGUAAAUAAACAGUUGUGUUUCCAUAUACAUUUUUCCU